ACUGUUCCUUCCAUUAACUCCCAAGUUGAAACCCUAGAAUUGAAAAUCCAAGAGGGUUCUUCGAAUCGUGCUAUCAUCCACCGCUCGUUGAUUCCGGGCAAGACUUCCGACCUGAAGGCUAGAGGGAAGGAGUCGCCCAAACCGCCGGAGCCAGCUAAACCAUCCAAGGCACCAAAGCUCAUGUCGUCCGAGUCUCCUACUGAAUCAACGACGAAGAUGGGAACCUGCGUGCGCUGCCUAGCCGUUGGUGAGCUGAAACUCGCACCCAAGAACGACGAUUCCAAUUAUGUGGUCAAGAGCGACGAUUUCAAGGGCGAUGAAGAAUUGAGGCUCCGUGUCAUCCAUUACCGGAGGAAGAAGCGGAUCAGCGGUUGUUUUUAUGCUGAUUGUCCACCGAAUUACCCUAGUUUCGAGGGAAUCUUCUACUACGAACAUUUGCCCGUAACUCCUGAUACGAAGCAGAAGCGUGACAAAUCUCUUGAAUUCGCCAUCGACAAAUAUAACAAAGAGAAGAAGGACAACUUGACUUUAACUGGAAUUCUGCACACAAAUCUGGAGACUUAUGGUUGUAUGAUCUUCUAUGUAACUUUUAAAGGACACAGUGAGAAGUUUGGUGUCCAGACUUACCAGACUGUGGUCACCUGUUCAAAGUAUUACACUGGCGAUCAUGAAGUUAUAAUCUUCAGAAAUGGCAAAGGCGACUAUGAGGAUUUGUUGACCCCAACAGAUUCUUCCUUCCAAGAGUAUACAAGGGUCAAAAAAGAGCUAAUGUGCACCUUAGACGGUCAUGUGUUACUAUCUGACCCCUUUUAUGAAGACUUCAAAAGGAUCUGUGCAGAACAAAGGGAAAGAGAGAAUGCCAGAGUAAAAGAGCUGAUGUGAUAUUCCCUUCUCUUGAAGGUAGGGUGACAACUACGGUGUUGAACUGAGAAGUGGGGGUAGUAUGGUCUCUA
Molecule: messenger RNA, 953 nt
Organism: Linum tenue
Lineage: Eukaryota; Viridiplantae; Streptophyta; Magnoliopsida; Malpighiales; Linaceae
Source: the annotation of a GenBank genome assembly